Dicentrarchus labrax (European seabass) is the source of this 864-nucleotide messenger RNA. RefSeq lists its product as uncharacterized. The transcript is spliced from 5 exons. Lineage: Eukaryota; Metazoa; Chordata; Actinopteri; Moronidae. Bases 1 to 864 code for a protein of 287 amino acids. The record is from RefSeq and is a predicted model, not a curated record.
AUGGGAUGGCUCCACUUUGAUAACGGCACUUAUCACCAGAUCAAAACAAGAAAUGGAGGUGGAACACGGCACCUGUCAGUGGAGAAAUCAGUAACUAUGGGUGAACUGCUGGAGACGGGCAAGGGCUUGUUUUUUCCAAAUGGAUAUUCAUCUAAAGGACCAAUGGAAGACCUCGAGUUUGAUAUUCGUGAUUUUGGUCACAAUGCAGUAUCCCCUGAAGUCACAGUGAGCCAGCUGUACGAGCAGACUAAGAUACAAAUGCUGCGCAUCUACACAACCUCCAAGGCUAAAGAUGUAAUACUUCUCUCUGAUGCAUCAUUUGACUUCGAGCCCACAGAUGAGAGGCCAAUGAAGACUAGGACAAUGCAGAGACGAUCCUUGAGGAACAAAACCAGGAGACGUCACCACUGGAGGACUGGAACUGAUCAUCGAGUGGAUCAUCCAGAGAGCUCCACUGAUUUAGAUCCAGCACCCAGUGGCUCAAUGCAGGAAAACCAUGAAAAACACUCUACACUGAAUGACGGACCUGUAUCAUCAAGCAGUCUUCUAGCAUCACCAGACCCAUUUGAAAAAGAACCCCUUGUGAAAUUAAGACAAGUAAACAUAGUUGAUGAUGUCCUUAAUAUCUUCAUUGAACCAAAAAUACUGAAUGCUAAUCUAAAAAUGGAGUUUACAAAUGAGAAAGCUGUGGAGAGUGAUGGAAUAAUGGGAGCUGGAGAGGAACAAUUCUACGAGCCUAGUCUGAAUGUUUUACUGGGAACACACUGCAUGGUAGAGGAUGUGUAUGAGGACGAAAAGAACCUGAUCUCCAUCCCUCUGUGGGAUCGAACCACGGGCGCUGUCCAGUGUUUUCUCUCCGUGUAG